Messenger RNA from Brassica napus (rape), 900 nucleotides. RefSeq lists its product as uncharacterized. The record is from RefSeq and is a predicted model, not a curated record. The transcript is spliced from 2 exons. Lineage: Eukaryota; Viridiplantae; Streptophyta; Magnoliopsida; Brassicales; Brassicaceae. The coding region runs from base 1 to 900 and encodes 299 amino acids.
AUGAAAAUUCUUCUUAAGCUAUAUCGAGUAUGGGAGAUCUUGGAGGAGGAAACAAACAAGAGCAACAAAAACGACGUGGCUGUAGCUCUCAUCUUUCAGUCCAUUCCAGAAGCACUUAUCUUGCAGGUCGUGAAACAGGACACAGCGAAGAAGGUUUGGGAUGCCAUAAAAUCAAGACACCUAGGGGCAGAUAGAGUUCGAGAAGCUCGAUUACAAACCCUAAUGGCAGAAUUUGAUCGCUUGAAGAUGAAGGAAACCGAAACUAUCGAUGACUUCGUCGUGGGAUCGCUCGAGCAAGUCCUUGACCUUAAGGUAACAAGCUUUGAAGAUAUCAUUGGUCGUUUGAAAGCAUAUGAAGAAAGUGUAAGAGAAGAUGACGACGAAGGUCAUGAAGAUCAAAGCAAACUGAUGCUCACAAACUCGGAGAAUCAGUAUACUCAGCCGAAUCAAGACUACGGUGGAGACUACAAAAACAGAGGACAAGGCGGUAGGUUCUAUGGAAGAGGAGGACGUGGUCGAGGAAGAUCAUACCGUGAGUUUGAUAUAUCAAAGAUAAUGUGUUUUCACUGUGACAAGAAGGGAAAAUUUGCAUCUAGUUUUCCGGACAGAUUACUCAAGUUGCAAGAGGCUUAUGAAAACAAAACCGACGAAACACAAGAGGCAGAUGGACUACUAAUGCGUGAAGAGGUAUAUCUGAAUGAGAAGAAUGUAAAACCUAAGGAGUUUGAGGCAAAUUCAGAUUGUGACAAGGUGUGGUAUCUAGACAAUGGGGCUAGUAAUCAUAUGACGGGCCGACAUGAUUACUUCAAGACGAUGGAUGAGAUGGUAACAGGGAAGGUUAGAUUCGGAGAUGACUCGAGAAUAGACACAUCAAGGGAAAGGGCUCAAUACUAUUUGUAA